AUGGACAAGAGCGGUCCUGUAAGGGGGAGUUCCUGUGUGGCUUGUGAUGACCAGAGCGGCCCUGUAAGGGGGAAUUCCUGUGUGGCCUGUAUGGACAAGAGCGGCCCUGUAAGGGGGAGUUCCUGUGUGGCCUGUAUGGACAAGAGCGGCCCUGUAAGGGAGAGUUCCUGUGUGGCCUGUGAUGACCAGUACGGCCCUGUAAGGGGGAGUUCAUGUGUGGCCCGUAGGAAUCAGUACGGCCCUGUAAUGGGGAGUUCCUGUGUGGCCCGUGCGGACCAGUACGGCCCUGUUAGGGGGAAUUUCUGUGUGGCUUGUGAUGGCCAGUACGGCACUGUAAGGUUGAGUUCCUGUGUGGACUGUAUGGACCAGAGCGGCCCUGUAAGGGGGACUUUGUGUGGCCUGUGGGGACCAGUAUGGCCCUGUAAGGGGGGGGGGCCCUGUGUGGCCUGUAUGAACCAGUACGUCCCUGUACGGGAGAGCUCCUGUGUGGCCUGUGUUGGCAAGUACGGCCCUGUAAGGGGGAGUUCCUGUGUGGCCUGUAUGGACAAGAGCGGUCCUGUAAGGGGGAGUUCCUGUGUGGCCCUUGAUGACCAGUACGACCCUGUAAGGGGGAACUCCUGUGUGGCCUGUAUGAACCAGUACGGCCCUGUAAGGAAGAGUUCAUGUGUAGCCUGUGUUGACCAGUACGGCCCUGUAAGGGGGAGUACCUGUGUGACCUGUAUGGACAAGAGCAGUUCUGUAAGGGGGAGCUCCUGUGUGGCCUGUAUGGACCAGAGCGGCCCUGUAAGGGGGCAUUCCUGUGUGGCCUGUAUGAAACAGUACGGCCCUGUGAGGAAGAGUUGA
Messenger RNA from Haliotis rubra (blacklip abalone), 843 nucleotides. Its product is annotated as variant-specific surface protein VSP4A1-like. The record is from RefSeq and is a predicted model, not a curated record. The transcript has a single exon. NCBI's taxonomy places the organism in Eukaryota, Metazoa, Mollusca, Gastropoda, Lepetellida, Haliotidae. The coding region runs from base 1 to 843 and encodes 280 amino acids.